Messenger RNA from Echinops telfairi (small Madagascar hedgehog), 6428 nucleotides. It is a transcript of the gene CBLB, whose product is annotated as Cbl proto-oncogene B. The record is from RefSeq and is a predicted model, not a curated record. The transcript has 19 exons. Gene Ontology annotation, biological process: negative regulation of epidermal growth factor-activated receptor activity; cell surface receptor signaling pathway. Gene Ontology annotation, cellular component: membrane raft; plasma membrane. Gene Ontology annotation, molecular function: ubiquitin protein ligase activity; calcium ion binding; phosphotyrosine residue binding. Lineage: Eukaryota; Metazoa; Chordata; Mammalia; Afrosoricida; Tenrecidae. The coding region runs from base 60 to 3011 and encodes 983 amino acids.
CAAAGCUCAGGACUUCUCCUCCUCCUGCUGCUCCUCCCGGCUCGGAACUCGGAUUCCAGAUGGCAAAUUCUAUGAAUGGCAGAAAUCCUGGUGGUCGAGGAGGAAACCCCCGGAAAGGUCGGAUUUUGGGUAUUAUCGAUGCUAUUCAGGAUGCAGUUGGACCCCCUAAGCAAGCAGCCGCAGACCGGAGGACUGUGGAGAAAACUUGGAAACUCAUGGACAAAGUGGUGAGACUAUGCCAAAAUCCCAAACUUCAGUUGAAAAACAGUCCACCGUAUAUUCUCGAUAUUUUACCUGAUACAUAUCAGCAUUUGCGGCUGAUCCUCAGUAAAUACGAUGAUAACCAGAAGCUUGCCCAACUCAGUGAGAAUGAAUAUUUUAAAAUCUACAUCGAUAGUCUCAUGAAAAAGUCAAAACGCGCAAUACGACUCUUCAAAGAAGGCAAGGAGAGGAUGUAUGAGGAGCAGUCUCAGGACAGAAGAAAUCUCACCAAACUCUCCCUCAUCUUCAGUCACAUGCUGGCAGAAAUCAAAGCAAUCUUUCCAAAUGGUCAGUUCCAGGGAGAUAACUUUCGUAUCACUAAAGCAGAUGCUGCUGAAUUCUGGAGAAAGUUUUUUGGAGACAAAACUAUUGUCCCAUGGAAAGUGUUCAGGCAAUGCCUUCAUGAGGUCCAUCAAAUUAGCUCCGGCCUAGAAGCUAUGGCUCUAAAAUCAACAAUCGAUUUAACUUGCAACGAUUACAUUUCAGUUUUUGAAUUUGAUAUUUUUACCAGGCUAUUUCAGCCUUGGGGUUCUAUUUUACGGAAUUGGAAUUUCUUAGCCGUAACACAUCCAGGUUACAUGGCAUUUCUCACAUAUGAUGAGGUUAAAGCACGACUACAGAAGCACAGCACCAAACCUGGAAGCUACAUUUUUAGGUUAAGCUGUACUCGAUUGGGGCAGUGGGCCAUUGGCUACGUGACAGGGGAUGGCAACAUUUUACAAACUAUACCUCAUAACAAGCCGUUAUUUCAAGCCCUGAUUGAUGGGGGCAGAGAAGGAUUCUAUCUUUAUCCUGAUGGAAGGAGUUAUAACCCUGAUUUAACUGGCCUAUGCGAACCUACACCCCAUGAUCAUAUAAAAGUUACACAGGAGCAAUAUGAAUUAUAUUGUGAAAUGGGCUCCACUUUUCAGCUCUGUAAGAUUUGUGCAGAGAAUGACAAAGACAUCAAGAUCGAGCCUUGUGGCCAUUUGAUGUGCACCUCUUGCCUUACAGCCUGGCAGGAAUCAGAUGGCCAGGGCUGCCCCUUCUGCCGCUGUGAAAUAAAGGGAACCGAGCCCAUAAUCGUGGAUCCCUUUGACCCAAGAGAUGACGGCUCCAGGUGCUGCAGUAUCAUCGACCCCUUCGGCAUGCCGAUGCUGGAUUUGGAUGAUGAUGAUGACCGAGAGGAGUCCCUGGUGAUGAAUCGACUGGCCAACGUCCGAAAGUGCGCCGACAGGCAGAACUCGCCCGUCACAUCGCCAGCAUCUUCGCCCCUCAGCCAGCGAAGAAAGCCGCAUUCAGAUCCGCUUCAGAUCCCACAUCUCAUCCUGCCCCCAGUGCCUCCCCGCCUGGACCUCAUUCAGAAAGGCCUGGUGCGGUCUCCCUGUGGCAGCCCGACUGGUUCCCCAAAGUCGUCGCCUUGUAUGGUGAGGAAACAAGACAAGCCACUCCCAGCACCACCACCCCCUUUAAGAGACCCUCCCCCGCCUCCUCCCGAAAGACCUCCGCCCAUCCCUCCUGAAAACAGACUGAGUCGACACUUCCAUCCUGCGGAAAGCGUGCCUUCCAGAGACCAGCCCAUGCCCCUUGAAGCCUGGUGUCCUCGAGACGUGUUUGGGGCUGAUCAGUGGGUGGGUUGUCGACUGCUGGAGGAUGGCGCUCCCAAGCCUGGAAUGACAGCGAGCUCAACUGUAAAUGACAGACAUGGCAGAGUGGGCCCUGAUCAAGUGCUUAUGCGGAAACACCGACGCCAUGAUUUGUCUUUAGAAGAAGCCAAGGUUUUUUCCAAUGGUCACCUGGGAAGUGAAGAAUAUGAUGUCCCUCCCCGGCUUUCUCCACCCCUGCCAGCUGCUGCCCUGCUCCCCAGCAUAAAAUGUCUUGGGCCGUUAGCAAAUGCCCUUUCAGAGAAAACCAGAGAACUAGUAGAGGAAGAUGAUGAUGAAUACAAGGUUCCUUCAUCCCAUCCUGUUUCCCUGAACUCACAACCGCCUCAUUGUCAUAAUGUAAAGCCUCCUGUGAGGUCUUGUGAUAAUGGUCAUUGUAUCUUGAACGGAACACACGGUACCUCCUCAGAGAUGAAGAAAUCCACCAUCCCUGAAUUAGGCAUAUAUUUAAAGAGAGGUGUUUGUGAUUCAGCCUCUGAUCCAGUGCCUUUGCCACCUGCCAGGCCUGCAACUCGGGACAAUCCAAAGCAUGGUUCUUCAUUCAACAGGACGCCCUCUGAUUAUGACCUUCUCACCCCUUCACUAGGUGAAGAUGCUUUUGAUGCCAUCCCUCCGUCUCUCCCACCUCCCCCGCCGCCUGCAAGGCACAGUCUCUUUGAACAGUCAAAGCCUUCUGGCUCCAGUAGCCGACCCUCCUCAGGACAAGACCUUUUCCUCCUCCCUGCAGAUCCCUUUUUUGAUCCAGCAAGUGGCCAAGUGCCUCUGCCCCCUGCUAGGAGACUGCCAGGUGAAGAUGUCAAGUCCAAGCGCACAUCCCAGGACUACGGUCCGCUUCCUUCCGGUUCGGAUGGUUCACAAGCACCAGCGAGACCCCCUAAACCACGACCCCGUAGGACUGCACCGGAAAUUCACCACAGAAAACCCCAUGGGUCGGAGGCAGCAAUGGAAAAUGUAGAUGCAAAAAUUGCAAAACUCAUGGGAGAGGGUUAUGCCUUUGAAGAAGUAAAGAGAGCCUUAGAGAUCGCCCAGAAUAACGUCGAAGUGGCCCGCAGCAUCCUCCGAGAAUUUGCCUUCCCUCCUCCCGUCUCUCCGCGUCUCAAUCUAUAGCAGCCGAGAUGGUCAUGCGUCAGAGCGGCAAGCAGUGGGUGACCAGUCCCGCAGUGUGGGAUGGAGAGCAGUGGGCGUUGUGAUUCCCACUCACCUGGCAUCUUGAGAAGAGAGUGUGGUUCCUCGGACGAAGACGGCUGCUUGCUCAGGAUGUCUAUACUUGCAGCUUCCUUAUUUUUGCUAGCCAUAUUUUAAAUCAGGGUUGAACUGAUGAAAAUAAUUUAAAGACGUUUACUCCCCUUGAACUUUGAAUCUGUGAAAUGCUUUUCCUUGUUUACAUGUUGGUGAAGUUGCAGUUUGCUUCUGUUUUUGUUUGGCUUUUGAAUACCUGUACUGUGCUCCUGACAGGCCCUGUGAGUGGUCAGGUCUGCUGUACAAUUACCCCCAGGUCCCUUGCUGUCCAUCGCAACAGCUAAAUCAGGCAUUCCUUUGGAUCUCACCUUUCCACCCCACACCCCAGAGGUCCAAUUCCAUUUCUGCUAUUUACGGAUGCUUCAGACGUUCUGAUUUUCAAUGAUCAAACUAAUGCAAAAACAAAAAAUAUAUGUGGCCUUCACUACUGAGUCUUUUCUUUAGAAACCAUUGCUGUUAAGAGAUGAAGAAAAUCUGAAUGUACAAAGCAUUAUUUUUGUUCAACAAGCUACCUUUCAGAGGGCUUUCCACAGUAAUAUAGAGAGCACAUCCCUUGAUUUUGGUAUAAGUUUUGUUACUUUUAAUUCUCCAUAUUCUCAUCUCUACCAUCCUAAGGGAUCACAACUCUGUAAAAAUCUAAUGGAUUAGAAAGCAACUACUGUAUAUAUGGAGAGAUAACAUUUGCAUAUGCCAGUGCUAUACGGAAGUUAUGUAAUGAGUUCACCUGCUAUCUACACCUGCAUAACUUUGAGGCAUGCUGAAUAAGAGGGCUGUCUCCUUAAUGUAUAUUAAUAAUUAAAAGAUUUAAUUAUGGUCAGACAUUUCCCAAAGUGGAACAGAGUCCAUUUUCUAUUGGAGUGACUGUAUUCUGGUUCCUGACAGCUGCAGGAGCCAGGCCACAUUGCAGUGGGCACGUUAACCCUUUGAUGCGCUGUGAAGUGCUAAUGCUGCUGUGGCAAUGCUUUUAUGCAGAGGUCUUUGAGAUUUUCUCUCCGCAGUCAAAUUAUACUUCAUGUCUAAUUUCUAUAUUCUCUCCUUCGUUGUUCUCAUUCAGUCUUGUGGGGAAAAUGAAUAUGGUUCUGCUGUUUCUCGCAAAAUGGUGGUUGGUUCUUCCGAAACCAUGUUAUCACUUUGCAUCAAUACUCACAUCUUCGUUGAGUCUCUAUGACGUGCUCAGCUCCGGUAGGUGUGUUCCAAAGCACAAACCCUCACAAGCAGACUCCAUUGGCCUGCUGUGCUUUUCUGUACGUGCCAGUUUGGUGGCCAGCGGCCAAAGGAGAAAGCCUGGGGGGGUUCAGGUAGCGCUCCUAGACUCUCAGGCAACUUGCUGUUUUCUUCUUUCCUGAGGAGAAGUUAGUGGGAAAAGGAGACCGAAUCAUUUACCUUUAAAACGCGUGAACCCAUAGAUUUUCUAAAUAUGGACGCAUCUGUGCAUGUUUCUGCCACUUUACACAGAGUCUGAUAUAAAAAGAUACAGCCUCGCCCCUCGGCAGGACUUGAAAGGACAUGACCAGAGAAAUGGAUGCCCUGCAAACCCCGUGUAGACACGCCACUCUGACCUGGGAGGACCGGCCACGGUUCCUUCACAGAGUGGCAUGUGCCCUUUGCAAAACGUCGCUUUCGUGGUGUGAUGCUUGAGGAGUCACGGGCCUUCGUAUAGUUUGUGCUCUUAUCUGAAUGCCUUCAGGUGAUUCUGAGCGUAUGCUGUCCCUAGGGGGGAUUUUGGUUUUUUUGCCCUAGAUAUUUUUCCUAUGAGUAGGUGUAUAAAUGAAGAUUUUUAGACUUAAAAAAUUCCUUUGACUGAUUUUUUGUUUUUAUAUGAACCCCAUGUUCCGUAUCCUGAUAUAUAUAUAUAUUUAACUUGUUUUCUCAGUCUAUGUAAUCCCAUUGGAAUAGCCCUGUGGACUUUAGUCUUUGAAUGUCUUGCUGGUCCACAGGCAUACUCUAAAAGCCAAAAGUCGCCCACUUCAUUGUGCUGGCAUGAUGAUGCUACAAUUGACAAGGAGAGGCUGCUAAUUAGGAAUAUUGAAAAAGCAGCAGUAAAAUCUCAUCCAAAAAAUUCAGAUAAUAUGUGGAAAUUUUUGUUAAAAACUAAAAAAGAUUGGUGAAGAUAUAGUGAAUGUGAACCUGAAGUUUUCUGUUUUGUUUUUUAAUUCAUUUAAAACAAUUUUUCUACUAACUUCCAUCAAACUCUCUGAAUCCUGUACUUAAGUAGCAACCUCUAAUUUUGUCACUAGAAAUGAGUGCAUCAAAACAUGCAGGUCAUGGAAAGAGGAAAGCUUUCUAGCAAGCACACUCACGCAUAAUCCAUCAGCUGCAGUGGCACUCCGCCCCACACAACGCACGGCCCGGACCUGACGGGACAGCCCCGCCACAUCCAGAGUAACGUGUUGAGGAAUGACCUAGCCCUUGUGUCAUGUGCCCCAAGACGUCAAACAUUCCUCUUAUCUCUCAACACUCACUAAUAUGAUUAUUUUGUGAAUCAGCCCUCCAUAUAAUUAAAUCAUGGCUAACACAAAACAGCCUUCUCCCCUGUCCCCGACCCCAACCAAAACAUAUUUGGAGACAGAAGGAUUUAUUCUAAAUGCUAUUCGUGUAAGUUGAUCUUCAGAACCUGUUUCUGUUUUUCUUUCAUGUCUGAUAUAUUCCGACCAAAAAUCAAACUCAAUCAGGCAGUAUUAGUGUUGAACUUGAGCUUCCUUCUAUGUAAGACGACCCCUUAGCUCUUCCUUUUCCUGUCUUUUUACCCACAGUGCAAAUAGUCAUAUUAAUAGAGCCCUAAUUGCAACUUCAAAAGGUCCAUGUGUUCAUUCAGUAUUUCACAUACCAACAACACUUGCAAAGAUUUCUUUAUAAUGUGAAUUUUUUGUUCACUUCCAGAAGCAUUUCCUACAGUUUCAACAUUAUUUCUCUCCCAGAUUUUCAACUUGAAGCUUUAAUUUGCACUGACUCAUCUAACCUGAUUAAAAUUUUAAUUUCUCAAACUGACAGAUUUGGAAGCAAAGUACAGUAUAGUAUGUUUUAACAGUACAGGUACUGCCUGUUGAUCUUGAAUUUUAGUGCUGAGAAAAGUUUCCAUAAAAAAUCGAUUGAGUGAAGGGUUACUAUUUUUCCCAGUUACUAUUUUAUUGUUUUAAAAAAUGCCUUUAAAAAAGUGUUUAAUGUGGCAGAUAGUUAUGUGUUCAAUUAAUUUAUAUUUUAUUCAUUCUUUUUCAAUUCUGGUUAUUAUGUAACAUCAAGUACUUUAUUCUUUUAAGGUAUUUUAUAAAAUUAAUGUUAACAAAA